GACUGCAUAAGCAGCCAGGUCAUUUGCAUUUUACAGGGGGAGCUUGAAAGGAAGCUAGGGAAUGCAGCACAUACUGGUGGGGAGAAUGAAAGAGACAGAGCUAUGCACAGACUUCUCCAGGCAUCAACACAAGAGGAACCCAAUCAUGUAACCCCUGACUCUGCAGACCUCUAUGCUGCUCUUGUGUCUAUCAUGGACCAUGGUACGUGAGUUUGAUCUACUAACCUAUAUAAUGCAGUGUGUGAUCUGAGGCUAUCUGGAGGAUCUGCAUCAUGACUGCAGCAGAUAUUCUGUGGGAGGAAGAAAAUAAGCACAGAUCUGAAUCGACUGUACUUUCAGCAGAAGCAUUGGGGUAUGUCAUGGGGGGGCGAGAGGGGAGGAGGUGAUCUGGCACUGGCUGGUGGGAAAACUGGCUAGUGUAUUUGCAUUAAGUGGGCAGUAUGCUUGAGAUUGGCAUAGGGCAAGUGGUGAAGGGUUCUGGAUGGCUUGCCCGUACUGAGGACAAGCACUGGCAACGGUUAUAUUUAAAGGAGGUGGAUACAAAUGAUUUGCAGCUCUUUGGAAGCAUAGUGAUAUGGGAUGCGUGCUUAGAAUUUGGAGGUGAGGGGUGCACUUUACAAUUUGGAAUGUGGGGAGUGCUUGCAUUCUAAGGUCUAGAACACAGCUGGGCAGAUUCGGGAGGUGGGGGCAGUGGAGGUGAGCAUCAGAAUUUAAGUGGUAAGGGUGAGUUGUGUUUGGAUUAGUGGGAAACUGAUAUAGAAAGAUGGGGUGAGCUUUGACACAGAGUGGUGAGUGAUCACAAUGGGGGGGGGGGGGGAGUGGGCUCUGACAUUUAGAGGUGGUACUUCCAUACAUGCAAGGGGAGUAACGGUGACAUUGUAGUUCAGGACAUACCUCUGCAUCUUUUGGGCUGAGACCCUCUGUAUGUUAUGGAUAGAGAUGAGUGACACCUGGUUAGCUAGAGUACUCUCUGGCCUGCACUCUAUGCACGUGCCCCGGGCUUUGUGUAUACACGUGAAGCAGCCUCUGCACCCCCACAUGUGCCAGCAUGCUGUCCACAUCACAUGUUGGAGGUGAUCAUGGCUAAUAGAUCAUGACUGAAGAGAGCUGCUUCUAUGGCAUGCCGUCUGCAUUGCGUCUCAGUGUUAAAUCCCAUAGACAGCCGCUGCUGUACAGAGUACCCCCUCCUCAGCAUUUUUUUUUAAAAGAGCCUUUAGAUGUUAUGUUUUGAAUGGCUGGACUGGUGAUGCCCAGAGAGGAUCGGCUUCUGUCUGCACCAAGCAGGAGCUCUCAGGUUUCUGCUGAUACUGCAACGUCAAUAAAUGGUGAGAGUUUGCCGCUCAUCUCGAUGCAUUUAGACUUCCCAAUGCCAUACUCAUUACUGCUAUAGAGGGGGGAGGGGUGUGUUCUGCUCCUGUGAUGCAGCUGGUCUGCAGUUCCCUGGAAUUGGGCUCAUGUAUAUCUCCACUUUCUGUAUUUUCACUGGUGAAGCAUCACAAGAAAAGGAUUAAACCGAUUUAUUUUUUGGAGGAUUCCAUGGACCCUAAUGUGGCAAGCAACUGAUUAACUAGAAUUGCUUCCAAUGCAGCGUUUUACCCCCAUGGUGUAUGCGUUAUGAAUAUUUCAACAGGACGUGUAUUUACUGUGCUGUAAACCGAUUUAUAUAUUAAAGGGUCGCAGGAGGGAGUUCUGCAUGCACCUUCCCCAGGCUGCAAGGCUUCAAGUAUUCCCAGCCUGCUAUUUCCUCGCAUCUUGCAGCACCCAGGCAAGGUAAGGAUUGCACUGGCAUUGCCCCCCUCCCUUUCCUCUGCAUCUCAUGCACUGCAGCAAAGUGAUUUGUCUGGUGUGUUUUUGUACUGAACUUAACUAAAGUACAUUUUGUUGGAAUGUUCUGCUAUGUUUAAUCUAUAGAAAACUUGAUACUGAGUAAGCACCUUUAAAAAAAAGUGUAUGCCAUGCAGGUUGAGUGAUCUUAUGAAGAUAAGGUGUUAUUUUUAUUUUUUUUAUUCCUUUUCUUGUACUUUUUUUUUUAUAUCCCUGCAGCAUACAUCUACUGCACUGGCGUGA
Molecule: messenger RNA, 2067 nt
Organism: Pelobates cultripes (western spadefoot toad)
Lineage: Eukaryota; Metazoa; Chordata; Amphibia; Anura; Pelobatidae
Source: the annotation of a GenBank genome assembly